Peronospora matthiolae is the source of this 1218-nucleotide messenger RNA. The record is from the annotation of a GenBank genome assembly. Lineage: Eukaryota; Oomycota; Peronosporomycetes; Peronosporales; Peronosporaceae.
AUGGACACCACUUCACAGCGAGGUGCCAGUACUUCUGUCGGCACGUCGCAGGAAGAGCGGGACCGCCAUGUGUUGCGUCUCGCUCCUGAGAAGAAGGCAUGGAUGCCUCCUAAAUCAGUCAUGGAUCACUUGUCGGCGACGACGAGUGAUCGCUAUCGAACACGAUUGUUCGAUUCGUCAAGGAUCCAUCACCUUGACCCCAGCGCGAAAAACUAUCGCGCUGAACAUGAAUUCUUCAUCGAUGCUUUCUUUAGACAUCGAUGGUACAGUGGGAAUCACAAACGUGAUGGUCCCUCACUACUUCAGGCGUGGAACGCCUACAUCCAUAACCUCGAGGAUGUAGGUCGUGACGCUUGGAACGACAAACUUAUCAAAGCUCGUGAUAAGUUUGAAAAGCGAACCCCGACAGGUGCACGCUACAAGCUGCAUCGUCUGUCAAGGGAGAAAGGAUUACCCUGCCUCUCUUGGGGAGACUCGUGCCCAUGUUGUGUGAACAACUCUGCACGAGCACCUAAGGAGGCUUACCUCCUUACUAGCCCGUGGUGGCGCGUACGUAUCUCUACUGAGAUGUACGAAGGGAUUGACAACCUGAAAUCGCUUUACGACCGUGCUGGGAAGACUUUCUCCGGCGGUCCUUCUGCGGCACAGGAUGUGCCGCGUCGUACUGCUCAACCAGACCCAGUACGUCGAUCAUCAGUUGGGAGAGGGGCUCCCAAGUAUCCCAGGACGGGGGAUAGCCGCGCCACCGGACGAGAUAACUCGUCCGACGUCCGUUCACGUCGCGGUGGUUCAACAGCUGCUCAACUAGAUAGCGCUGGCCACCGCGAGAGUCCUCUAAUGGAGGUGGAAGAGGAGGAAAGACGCUCUCCACACGAUCAUGUGGAUCGGUGUGUUCCCGAGAGCUUCUUUGAUCGCGUAACGCAAGGGUUACGCGACGAUCUCGAGCAUGAGCGGAAUAGGCGUCUCCAAAUGGCGGACACUGCCUCGAAGCAUCGAGCUGAGUUUGCCUUUGCUCAGCUUGAGAACGAGAGAUCUCUGACAUCUCUUCGUGACGAGCUAAGGGUAGCUCGUGGGAUUGUUAAUCGGUCUCGGGAUGAGAUAGCUGCUCUUCAGACCCUUGUCGAUGCCCACCAUCGGGAGCACAAGGCUCUCUGCGAGAUGCUUGAGCGCAAGGGCGUUCUUCAUCGGAAGAAGCAGCGUACUGGUGGUACGGCUUAA